Molecule: messenger RNA, 1365 nt
Organism: Fusarium keratoplasticum
Lineage: Eukaryota; Fungi; Ascomycota; Sordariomycetes; Hypocreales; Nectriaceae
Product: CFEM domain-containing protein
Exons: 4
Coding region: 1-1365 (454 amino acids)
Source: RefSeq, a predicted model, not a curated record
AUGGGCCUCCAGCACCGUCUAAUAUUUGCAUCAAUUCUAUUUACCUCAUUUCUCGUACCAAAGGCCCUUGCGCGUGACCUUUCCUCACCCAGCUUAUCCGAGUAUCCUCGCUGUGCAGCAAAAUGCAUGAUCACCGCCCUUCAAGGGGGCUUUUGUGCCCCUAGCAACCAGACGUGUAUUUGUGUAGACCACGAGUUUCAGCAAAAUGUCACGAGCUGCGUGUCCGCGACCUGUACCAUACCUGAAGCAUUAAAGGCCAAGAACUCCAGCUUAGCAGAUUGCGGUGCUCCAAUACGCGACCGCUCGCAACAGUUUGUCACUCUCUCCACUGCUCUCACUGUAGCAGCAGGCGUCUUUGUUGCAAUUCGGUUCGGUUAUAAGCUGUCGGUCUCAACUAUCAACAUCGAUGUCGAUGACUGGCUGGUCCUGGCGGCAAUCCUCUCCUUCAUUCCUGCUGCCGUAAUCACUGUCCAUGGUACAACGGCCAAUGGGUUCGGUCGAGACAUCUGGACUCUUAGUCCUCAGCAUAUUACCACAAUCACACGCCUCUGCUACAUCCUAGGAACAUUAUACUUCCUGCAGACUGUGUUAGUGAAGCUGGCCAUUAUCGGAUUCUACAUACGCAUAUUCCCUAUGCGGGAAACCCAGCGUCUGCUCUGGGGCACCUUCAUUUUCACCUCCUUGUGGGGCGUUGCAUUUGUCAUUGUAGGCAUCUUUCCCUGCACGCCCAUCUCAUAUUUCUGGGACCAAUGGGAUGGACUGCAUAAAGGCAAAUGCAAUGACAUCAAUGCUAUUUUAUGGUCGCACGCCAGUUUCAGCGUCGCCCUAGACCUAUGGAUGCUAGCCGUGCCGCUGUGGCAGCUGCGAAGUCUCCAGCUCCAUUGGAAAAAGAAGGUCGGCGUGGCCUUCAUGUUCAGUGUUGGUACCUUCGUAACCGUCGUGAGCGUUAUCCGUUUCAAAUCUUUGGUACAUUUCGGCAAGUCGAUAAACAAGACAUGGGAGCUAUAUAAUGUGUCUGUCUGGUCCACCAUUGAGAUCACUGUGGGCAUUAUGUGCGCCUGUCUCCCAGCGAUGCGCGCAGUGCUCGUCAAGAUCUUCCCCAUAUUGUCCGCUUCAUCGACGCAAAGUAGCAGAGGCAAUCAAUACUACGAGCGACAUAACAGUCUUCCACCCAUGGCUGGUAGAAUGGGGGCCCAGGCUGUGGCAACUGCCAGCGCCAAUCGACUGCAUUCUGACGAGGAGCACUACGUGGAGACACCUGGGAUUAUCUUUCACAAGACCUAUGGUGUGCGAUACAGCGAGAGUGAUGAAGCGAGGCUCAUGCCAGAGAAGUCUGGAAACUCAUUUGGUCAGAGAAAGCAGUGA